AACUCCCCGAAGACAUCAUAAUCUUCCACAUCCUCACGAAACUCCCCACGAAAUCUCUCCUCCGUUUCCGCUCCGUCUCCAAAUCAUGGAACUCCGCCACCUCCCRUCCUCUCUUCCUCUCUCUCCGCCUCUCCGCCGCCUCCGUCCUCGAUUCCUCUCCCACAUCCUCAUCUCGGCCUCCCAACCCAACUCCUCCUGCCACCACCUCCUCUCUGCCGCCCUCGGCCCUCUCCCUCCGCUCACACACCUCCUCUCCCUUCCUCUCCGCCACUCCCUAGUCGUCAAACCCGCCAACGGCCUYCUCCUACUCCACUUCCCAAACGACCUCUAUUCCGACCGCCCCGAUCUUCCCGCCUACAUUUUCAACCGCCGUGCCCGAGACAUCAUCCCUCUCCCUCCCAACGCGCCCACGAACCAGAAAGUUAAAAUCUUGUACCAUCUUGGUUACGAUGCGUUGGGCGACGAGUACAAGGUUUUGCAGAUUUGGAGGUUUAUUGACACCAAUCUUGAGAUGUCGGAGAGUGGCAUGGUUUUUAAAGUGUUGAGUUUGGGGUCUGGGAAAUGGAGGCGGAUUCGGCCUCGUCGGAUCCCGUUCUUCUGUAGUUCUUAUAGUGCUUUGUUUUCUCCUUGCUGUGCCUCUAAUGGCGGAAUCCACUGGGUCGUACACCCCAAGAAAUUUGUCUUGGUCUUCAAUCUCCACGAUGAGGAGUUUGCUUCCAUUCCGUUUCCUCAACCAUUCAUCCAACAACAAAGCCCGAUUGAGAUGUGGGUGUUGAAGGAUUACCAGAACCACAUCUGGGUUCAACUUAAGGAAGCCACUUUCCAAUACGACAUGUCGUCGGAAGAUGAUGACCACUGCUCCUCUCGUCUCCCUCUUCCUCUGGGCUCUGGACCACGGCUGCUCUACUAUGACAUCAAACGGCGCCGUUUUCGUGGAGUGGAGAUUCGUGGGCUGUCUGAAUGGCUGUCGGCUAAUGAUGUUGCUGUUACAGAUUGUAGUUUUGAUGCUUACGAAGAGAAUAUUGUCACUCUGUCCUCUCUAAUUGCUUGA
Molecule: messenger RNA, 1051 nt
Organism: Momordica charantia (bitter melon)
Lineage: Eukaryota; Viridiplantae; Streptophyta; Magnoliopsida; Cucurbitales; Cucurbitaceae
Source: RefSeq, a predicted model, not a curated record